UCUGAUCAAAGAUCUUACUGCAGGAAUGCUUAUCUUCCGGUGAUCUCCAGCCACGUUCGCUGAACGCUGAAGUCAGUCUCGCACGAUCAGCAGGACUGACGUCUCCUGGACUGCCUGUCCUUGCCCAAGGACUUUGUCUCAACUGAAGGCUCAACGUAUACUUCGCGCGCCUUUAGAAUGGCUACUUUGGGGGCUCCCAAUGGCCCCUGGGCCGACCGAUAUCAUUCGGCGCGAUCUACGGUAACGACGCACAUACAGCAGCUUUACCAUUUUCGACCGAGGGCUCGACCGACGAGAAUUCUGUUCCUUGCAGUUACAGCAUUCCUGCUUUUCAUUGUCCUUCUGUCGCAUUCUCCCGCUGAGCCAGCCGUCAACUACUGGUUAAAAUAUCCAUCAUAUCGUUCCUCUCAAGAUCGUCCCGAAGACCUGCAAAUCGUUCAUAUGGGGAGACCUACCCUCACCAGAAACGAUACGCUUCCAGGCAACCUCCAGAAGAAUAACCCCUCAUUCCACCUCGUCAUUCCUGCAAAGAGAAAAUCCCCCGCCCUUUGUCGCAUGUUGACUUCCGCUAUGAUUCUGAACUAUCCGCCCCCAACGCUGAUUAACUAUGGAAAACAACUUCCCGACGGGGCUAAAGAAUAUGAUGUUAUGAAGGACCGAAUCGCCGGCAUAUAUGAAUUCCUCGACAAAACGCGGCACGUACAAGACAAUGACUUCGUCCUCAUCGUCGAUGGGGCAGACUUCUUCUUCCAAUUACCUCCAGACGUGUUGAUCCAACGAUUCCAAAAGCUUCUGAAGGAGAACAAUGCGAAACUGCAAGAAAAGUACGGUCUUGUGAUGGUGGAAAAGGCUUUUGAACAGACCCCCCCGGAGACAGUGCAAAAGUAUACCCAAAGAGUCCUAUUCAGCGCCAGCAAGGAGUGCUGCCCUGGCCUCUCUCGUGAUGCAGGAUGUGUUGCAGCACCGGAGUCCAGCCUCCCCCCAGACAUUUAUGGGUGGAAGACCGACCACUACCCGGACGGCACCCUUACUCGACCGCGGUGGAUCAAGCCAGGUGCAGUGAUCGGCCAAGUCGCAGAUCUGAAGGCAAUCUAUGCCGAGAUACUGCGCUUCGUUGAACACAACCACAAUGCGCAAGGGGACUAUGUCGCUCUGACCCAAUUAUUCGGACGGCAAGAGUACGUACGGGAACUGGAAAGGCGCAGAACUUCUGGCCCAUUCAUGGAAUGGAUGUAUACACAGAUCGGCAUUUCUGAAGCCUCGAAUCUUACAGGGCUGAAUCCGCGUCUGGAGACCGGUCACCGGUAUGAGUACGGUAUUGGCGUUGACUAUGAAUCACGACUUUUCUUUAACAUGUGGAAUUCUAAGAACGACGUGGAAUGGCUACAGUACAACAAUGUCUCCAAGACAUCCUCCGUCCAGAUGCAGCAUGGCGUCCCACGGGAGAGGCGCCUUCUGCUUCCCGAGGAUCUUAACCCCGAGCAAGUCAGCAAUCCAUUUAUCCAACCCAAGGUUGGCAAAGAUGAACCUCUCAACCCCCCUUACAAUGCUACGCUGGACACCCUCCCAAACCCCCAGCAUCGCUCCUGGCACAAUCUCCCCCUGCUGACCAAUAUCCACUCGGCCGCCGUCCCUGCCCUGGUUCAUCUAGACGGAGACCCAAAGCUGCGAGAUACGUGGUGGUCCAAGAUGUGGUAUCACCCCUGGGCACGAGCUCUUCUUCGCAAGUAUGUGCGCUCCCCGAGCGGGUUCGAAGCCGCGGAGUCGGCCUUACUAGGAGGCCAAGAGUGGUGGGAUCUGCGGGGCGGUAAGGGCGGUAUUUGGACCGAGAAAGGCGAGUGGAUUGAUUACAGCGAAGUUUGCGUGGGCUAUGAACGGGAUCUGUUCAACGAUGGCUUCGGAAAGUGGAGGAAAGAGGCCGGAGACUCCGAUGAGCCGGUUUACAACCAGUUUGGCCAGUUGAUCAAGGGCAAAGAAGACUGAUUGCACUUGUUUGCUUGAAUUAUGCCCGUCGCGCCACAAUCACCAGGUGCUUGCCUGCACCCAAAUUCGAAAAUGAACGACCACAGCUCUCGUUGUUUCAUCGAAUGCGGCAUCCCCAUUUUCAUUUUCCUGCACAUAUUUUCAGAUCUGGCUGCCAGUGCAGCGCAAGCCAUCGACCAUGUUCCAUGGCAUCUAUAUACAUACGAUAAUCGGUUUCCAAAUAUUCUUAACCGUGCCUUACCGAUACAACGGAUCUCGUUUCCUCCAGAAAUGGCCUAUUGACAUUCUUGUACGAUAAUUAUUCACAGGUAUCCAAGACAUACAUGAGAUACCUACAACAUUUACCUAUCUUCCAAAUAAAACACCAAAAACCAAU
Aspergillus caelatus is the source of this 2359-nucleotide messenger RNA. Its product is annotated as glycosyltransferase domain-containing protein. The transcript is spliced from 2 exons. Lineage: Eukaryota; Fungi; Ascomycota; Eurotiomycetes; Eurotiales; Aspergillaceae. Bases 178 to 1983 code for a protein of 601 amino acids. The record is from RefSeq and is a predicted model, not a curated record.